UGGAACCCCAACUUCAGACUCCAAAUCCCAUUCAAACUGCUGGUCUUGCCUUUUGAUCUCUAGUCCUCACGGUUGCUGACGUGGCAGUCGAUCAACUGUUCCUUGCCAGUGAGAGCGAACCGACACAAUGGGAGACGAUUGGUCUCAUCCGGGCACUUAUGAGCAUAGCCUCAUUAGCCACAAGCUCUUUCAAAGGGCCCGUUGAACUACCGAGUACUCGUGGUUAGAAACCAUUCAGCCACCGCCGCACCAGGAGGGGCAUUUCUCACCUCUGCCUCAGUUCCAUCUCACCAAACUCCCUCGUCCUUCACAAGACCUUGCUGCCAAGUUGCGAUACAAACUCCUGCGCCCAGUUGCCCGACUGCCCAGCGUCGACACAGGCCUCUGCCGCUCUAAUUGGGCGCUGUUUGCUGCCUAAAGCAUCACCAAUUCAACGCCCGGGAUUCCUGGUUCAAGCCCGACCAUUACGUAGCCACGCUCUCUGCCUUUGCAACGAUCACCUGCCCGCUGCUCGCGCGGGCCUUUGGCACCCUGCGAACCUCGCCCACUGCGGGCCCUUUUGUACUACUCCAGUUAUACCAGCCACCACUUAAACACCCAGCACCACUCUUCCAAUUCCCAACGCUCAUCAAGGGAGCCUUGCAAACCGCCAAGCUGCUCAGUAUCUCAGUAUCUUACCUUCUCCUCCAACUUGCUUCAAAAGCAGCCUGUGCCCAACUUCGCCAUCGCAUUUUUUCCCACAUCCCACCUUGACCGCUACCAACACAGCCAAGUUGGGACCUGCCGCGAUCGCGUUCGCCACGACCCGUCCCCUUCCGUAGUUCCAGUCUUUCGUCUGGGCUACAUAUCACUUUGUCAAUUCAGUUUCUCUUGUCCUCGCUCCUCCCGUUACCCCACCCGCAGCGACAAUGUCCUAUUACGACGACGACCGGCCUCGUCGACAGAAGAGCACCCGAGAGCGAUCUCGAAGAGAUGACUAUGAGGACACAGUCUACGACACAAGCACAAGAGACACGCGCAUAGUCAAACGCCGCGACGACAGUGUUGAUUCUGUUGAAGAAGUGUCCCGUGAUUUUGCCCCUGGAGACCGCGGCACCGUCUAUCGUGAAACCACUGUGCGCAAGAGUGGCCAUCGGCCCAUUCGUGCAAGGUCCACUGACGAUCGCUAUUACGAUGAUCGUUAUGAUGACCGCUCAUAUGUUUCACGAAGAAAGUACGAGGAUGACUAUGUGGUCGUCGACAAUCCCAAACGCCGAAGCCGUGACUAUGAUGACAGACGCCGCUCUCGACGCUACUCCUCAGACUAUGAGUCCCGCAGUCGCAGCCGUUCACCUCCAAAGAAAGAACGCAGGAAGUCCACCACUGAAGAGCUGUUGGGUUCCAUCGGUCUGGGAGGUGUAGCCGGUGCGCUGCUCGGAAAGAGUAAGAGUCGUGAUAGGUCGAGAUCCAGUUCGCGCGAUGGCCGUCAUCGAAGCCGGAGCCGAGCUGGUCGCCGUUCGUCGUCUGACCGAUCCCGUCACCGAAGCAAGAGCCGUGGCAAAGUGCGAAAUGAACAAAUCUCCCAAGCUAUCAAGGCCGCCGUUUUGGCUGGAGCUGGUGAGGCGUUCCGUGCUCGGAAAGUCGAAGGCGGCUGGGGCGGCGAAAAAGGCAAACGAAUCAUCACCGCGGCCUUGGCGGCUGGAGGUGUCGAUGGCUUGAUUUCGAACAAGGACGAUCCUCAUCACCACUCGAAGCGUGACAUUCUGGGCUCUGCUCUGGCUGGCAUGGCCACCAACCGCAUCAUCAACGGACCUCGGUCGAAAUCCCGCGGCAGAAAUGGGAGCCCGGACAGUCGACGAGGCCGGAGUCAGUCUCGAGGCGGAUUGGGAGAUCUUGCCGCCGGCGGCGUGGUCGCAGCCACCGCGAAGAAAGUCUAUGAUUCAGUUCGCUCUCGAUCCCGUGGUCGAGCUCGUUCGCGAAGCACCUCGUCGUACGACAGCCGCGGCAGUCGAAGCCCUCGGCGCAAGCGGAGUCGAAGCGUGUCUGCCUUUGCGGCCAAGGGUCUUGCAGCCUUGGGGUUGAAAGACGCGGCCGACAAGGUCGACCCUGACCGCGAGCGUGAUCGCCGCCGAAAUUAUGACGACUACUAUGAUGAUGGUCGAUCAAGUCGAAAUGGAGGAUAUGGGUACAGUGAUUCCCGAGAUGUAGGUACCAUUCAACCCCACUUUGGUUAUCCUAAUGGCGGUCCCCGUUCCAUGAGCGUACCCAGGGGGCCGCCUCCUGGCUAUGAGCUCGACUACGGCCCACGUCAUACUGGUGACCCAGACACAGAUUCCGAUUCUGACCUCGGCUCCAGUUCCGAAGAUGAGAAAGAGAUAAAGAAAGGUCGCAAGAAAAUGUUGAUCACCGGAGGUCUUGCGACGGUGGCGACCAUCCAUGCUGCGCAUAGUGUCUACCAAAGCAUGGAGAAGCGACAGGCGAGAAGGAAGGCAUUAAAGGAGGGUGAUAUCACUGAAGAACAGGCGAGGAGAGCAAAGAACAAGAACAGGUUGCAGGAUGCCGCGAGUAUUGGAAUAGCUGCUCUUGGUCUUAAGGGGGCCUACAGCGAGUGGCAGGAGAUGCAUGAGGCACAGAAGGAGGCCAAGGAGGAGAAGGAGAAACGUGAGCGACACAAAGAGAAGCGAGAGGCAAGGAGAAGAAAGAUGAGCAUGAUUGCGGCGCACAAUUAUGCCGAAAGUGGUUUCACAGGGAGCAUGCCGAACUUGGCAACGUACAAUCAUCAGCAGUAUCCGGCAUUCCCUCCUCCGCCUGGGGCAUCAUUCGGUCCUGGAACAGCUGUCCACUACGCAGACGACAAUCCUUACGGAGCGGUCAGCAACCCACCGGCCUACGUCCCAACCCCUCCACCCUCUCAUAUGGGUGUUCCUCGAGCAGAGACCGGCUGACGACAUGGCGGAAGUUGUGGUCUGCGCGCCGACAAAAGGGGCACACGAAUCCGUUCCUUGCUACGAGCGUCGAUCAUUACAGAGGAUAAGAUGAGUCUUUCGGUCAUGGGUGCGGACAAGGCAGUCCGUACGACAUUCUUACAUUUCGAUCAUUUGGCAUGCGUUCUCCUGAGAUGAUUGCAUAUGCUCAAACCUGUCGGUUUGGCUACGAUUAUAUGACCUCGACAUGACAAGACAAUGAUUACAAUACUAUUUCAUGAGAAGAGAAUAAAAUGAUGCCCUCAUCGUCCCAG
Molecule: messenger RNA, 3217 nt
Organism: Cladophialophora immunda
Lineage: Eukaryota; Fungi; Ascomycota; Eurotiomycetes; Chaetothyriales; Herpotrichiellaceae
Exons: 2
Coding region: 909-2924 (671 amino acids)
Source: RefSeq, a predicted model, not a curated record